Molecule: messenger RNA, 2157 nt
Organism: Cricetulus griseus (Chinese hamster)
Lineage: Eukaryota; Metazoa; Chordata; Mammalia; Rodentia; Cricetidae
Source: RefSeq, a predicted model, not a curated record
AUGCAUGCCUCCACUCUGCAGAGGAAACCGGCCAAGGACUGCAAAGACCCUUACUGCCCUCCUCCACUAUGCCAGGUGCCGCCCACUGAAAAAAGCAAAAGUACUAUAAAUUUCUCUUAUAAGACAGAAACUCUCUCAAAGCCUAAAGAUGGUGAAAAGCAGUCCAAAAAAUUUGGCCUCAAGUUAUUCCGGCUGAGUUUUAAGAAAGACAAGACCAAACAGCUGGCCAAUUUUUCUGCCCAGUUUCCUCCUGAGGAGUGGCCCCUGAGAGACGAGGACACGCCAACGACCAUCCCCCGGGAGGUGGAGAUGGAGAUCAUACGGCGUAUCAACCCGGACUUGACGGUGGAGAAUGUCAUGAGGCACACGGCACUGAUGAAAAAGCUUGAAGAAGAAAAGGCACACCGGAGCAAAGCUGGGUCCUCUGCCCACCACAGUGGAAGGAGUAAAAAGAGCCGGACUCACCGAAAGUCCCACGGGAAGUCUCGGUCCCAUAGCAAGACUCGAGUGUCCAAAGGAGAUCCUUCGGAUGGCUCCCAUCUGGAUAUCCCAGGUGAGAGGGAGUAUGAAUUCUGCGACCCUCUAACCAGGGCCCCCAGGGAGGGCUGCUUCAUCAUUGAACACAAAGGAGACAACUUCAUCAUGCACAGCAACACGAACGUGAUCGAGUCCCAUUUCCCCAUGACGCCAGAAUGGGAUGUGUCUGGUGAACUGGCCAAAAGGAGAACGGAGAUGCCCUUUCCCGAACCUUCCCGGGGAAGCUCCCACUCCAAAGUGCACCGAAGCCACAGCCAUACCCAGGACCGGAGGUCCAGGAAUGAGAGAUCCAACAAGGCCAAGGAGAGAUCCAGGUCGAUGGAUAACUCCAAAGGCCCCCUGGGCGCUUCUUCUCUCGGGACUCCGGAAGACCUGGCAGAAGGCUGCAGCCAAGAUGACCAGACCCCCAGCCAGUCCUACAUUGACGACAGUACUUUAAGGCCUGCACAUACUAUUGGUCAUCAAAGGGCUCAUAUUUCCCCUGCCAGCUAUAAAGAGGUGUGCAUUCCAGAAAUAGUUGGUGGCAGCAAGGAACCUUCAAGUGCUUGUAGCAUUUUGGAGCCAGGCAAAACCCCUGAGAGUAUGCCAUCCUAUGGGGAACUCAGCCCCUGCCCAGCAAAAACAGCUGUGGAUGACUAUUUUCAGUGCAACACCUCUAGCGAGACUGUGCUUACUGCGCCAUCACCUUUGGGGAAGAAUAAAGAGGACCAUGACACGUUGACCCUGGUGGAGGGGGUAAAAAAGCUGUCUCCGUCUGAGAGACAGACUCCCCAUUCUUCCAGAGAACCUGUUGGGCACAAGGAGGAGUCACCAAAAGGGCCAGGUGGGGGCCCUGCUGCCUCUGGUGGUGUGUCAGAGGGAAUGGCCAAUGGCCGCCUUGUCCAGCACCAUAGCGCAGAACCCAGCAGCCUGGACAAAAGGAAAGAAAUAUUCAGCAAAGACACACUGUUCAAACCUCUACACAGCACCUUGUCUGUAAACAGCUAUCACAAGUCCAGCCUAUCCCUCCUCAAAUCUCACCCGAAGUCACCUGCUGACACACUGCCAGGCCGAUGCGAAAAACUGGAACCUUCCCUUGGGACAUCGGUGGCCCAAGCCAUGCCUACGUCCCAGCGUCAGCAGGAGUCUGGGGGGAACCAGGAGGCUUCUUUUGACUAUUACAAUGUCUCCGAUGAUGAUGACUCUGAGGAAGGGGCCAACAAAAACACAGAGGAGGAGAAAAAUAGAGAUGACGUGGGCACUAUGCAGUGGCUCCUUGAGAGGGAGAAGGAAAGAGACUUGCAAAGGAAGUUUGAGAAGAAUCUUACCCUCCUCACCCCAAAAGAAACUGAUAGCAGCAGCAACCAGAGAGCCACCCAUUCGGCCCGCCUGGACAGCAUGGACAGCAGCAGCAUCACCGUGGACAGUGGAUUCAACUCCCCACGCACUCGGGAGAGCCUGGCUUCCAACACAUCAAGCAUUGUUGAAAGCAACCGCCGUCAGAACCCUGCUUUGAGUCCGGCCCAUGGCGGAGCUGGUCCAAACUUCAACUUCCGUGCAAGUACGGAUGCCCCGACCAAUGAAGCUGAGAAAUUACAGAAACCUUCCAACUGCUUGCAAGCUUCUGUUACUAGUGUAUGA